AUGUGGACGGGUGUAAUUGUUACUUGGGAAUAUAUACAAGCAUUUUUUAUGCUUAUUUAUUAUUGGAUUAAAGCAUUGUUAUGUAUUUUAUUUGUGCAAAAUUUACGAAAAAGUGUUCGAAAUGAAAUUAUUCUUAUCACUGGAGCGGGUUCUGGACUUGGUCGUGGUGUAGCCAAACGACUUGCAUCACUUGGUGCAACCGUAGUUCUAUGGGAUGUUAAUGAAAAAGGCAAUGAAGAAACAAAACAACAAAUACUUGAUGAAUGGCCUGGUGCUAAAGCUUAUUCAAUGAAAGUUGAUUUAUGUAAUCGAGAAGAUAUUUAUCGAGUUGCUCAACAAGUCAGAGAUCAAGUUGGAGAUGUAACAAUGGUAAUUAAUAAUGCCGGUGUAGUCAGUGGAAAAUCAUUAUUGGAUCUUGAUGACGCAUCAAUUCAACGUACAUUUGAUGUUAAUGUUAUUGCUCAUUUUUGGGUUCUUAAAUCAUUUCUUGGUCCAAUGUUAGCUUCAAAUCAUGGUCAUAUUGUUACAAUUGCUUCUAGUGCUGGUAUAUUCGGUGUCAGUAAAUUAACUGAUUAUUGUUCAUCAAAAUUUGCCGCUAUUGGUUUACAUGAUGCAUUAACAGCUGAAUUAAAACAAAUGAAAAGAGAUGGAAUUCAAACAACAGUUGUUUGUCCAACAUUUAUUAAUACUGGAAUGUUUCAAGGUGUUUCAACAUCAGCAACUUGUGUUAGAGUACUUAAUGAAAAUUAUGUUUGUGAUUCUAUUGUUAAUGCUAUACGAAGAAAUAAACGUUUUAUUAUGUUACCACCACAUACAACUUUAUUUUAUAUUCUUAAAGGAUUAACACCUGAUGAAUGUCUUGAUAGAUUUAUGAGAUUUUUUGGUUUAUCAAAUGCAAUGGAUACAUUUGUUGGUCGAAAAUAA
Messenger RNA from Rotaria sordida, 924 nucleotides. Lineage: Eukaryota; Metazoa; Rotifera; Eurotatoria; Philodinida; Philodinidae. The record is from the annotation of a GenBank genome assembly.